This is a messenger RNA of Siniperca chuatsi (mandarin fish), 5916 nucleotides long. Its product is annotated as adenylate cyclase type 6-like. Gene Ontology annotation, cellular component: plasma membrane. Bases 469 to 4029 code for a protein of 1186 amino acids. The transcript has 24 exons. Gene Ontology annotation, biological process: adenylate cyclase-inhibiting G protein-coupled receptor signaling pathway; adenylate cyclase-activating G protein-coupled receptor signaling pathway; cAMP biosynthetic process. Gene Ontology annotation, molecular function: adenylate cyclase activity. The record is from RefSeq and is a predicted model, not a curated record. NCBI's taxonomy places the organism in Eukaryota, Metazoa, Chordata, Actinopteri, Centrarchiformes, Sinipercidae.
AUGUAUGAGUGUGUGUGCGUGAGAGAGAGGGAGAGAGAGAGCCGGGAGGUCGAGGCGGUGGGAAUGUACUGUAGCUCUGGCUGCGAAGAGCCAAGGUUGCCCGGACAAUUUCGCAGUUUUUCCUCGCUUCCCUCUGAACCAGAACCGCUUUUCCAGACUGACAGACCCGGGUCUGAAGCGUGUGAGGGCGGCUGCGUGAAGACUGAAGACGGAGCUAAACUGGGGGGGGCUCCACUGCAGUCUUACAGUUACUCCUGUAACGAGGAUGUCCAAUGGAAAACAGGUGGUCUAUAGAGGCACUAGGUGGUGUAUAGGGCUGACACACUGACAACAAAGAAAGACGGCUGAAACACAGACACACCUCUGAUGCCUCUGGCCAGUCUGAGCUCAUGGUGUGUGCUCGCUGGGAUAAACUAGUGGCCAGGCCAAAGAGCACAGUGUUGCUACACACAAUAAAGCCCACACAGGAUGUCGUGGGCCAGAGACCUCUUCGUAGGCAGAGUGGAUGAGCGAAAGACAGCAUGGGGAGAGCGCAAUGGCAAAAAGAGGAAGGACAGCUCUUCACUGUGCAACCCACACUACAUGAGCUGCCUGAGGGACCCUGAGGACCUGGAGCUCCCUAAUGCGGCCCCUCAGCAUUACCAUUGCGGAGCGGGCACUAGUGGGGGCAGCUUCGGCUUGCGCUGUGGCUGGCAGGAGGACCACUACGGGAAGAGGAUGGGUGGCGGCGGGGAUCUGGGUCUAAAGGCUGUGGACCUGGGCUUUGAAGAUGGUGAGCUGAAGGGCAAGAAAGAGGAGGAAUUAGGGGAAUUAGCGGAGGGCAGCUGCAAGACAAUGACUGCAGCAGACUGCUGGAUGCGGGUUAUGUGGGUUUUCCAAUCCAAGAAAUUUCAGUCUGCCAAGCUGGAGCGUCUAUACCAGCGCUACUUCUUCAGGCUCAACCAGAGCUCUCUGACCAUGCUGAUGGGGGUGCUGGUUGUGGUGUGUGGGGUCAUGCUGGCCUUCCACUGCAUCCACACAAUCCCCGACGUGGCCUACGUCUCAGUACUCUCUGUGGCCAUGGCUCUCUUCCUGGCCAUGAUGGUGGUGUGCAACCGCAACGGCUUCCACCAGGACUACAUGUGGAUUGUGAGCUACCUGGUGAUCGGGGUGCUGAUUGUUGUGCAGGUUUUUGGGGUGCUGAUGAUGUACCCCCCCAGUGCCUCAGAGGGCAUCUGGUGGACGGUCUUCUUCAUCUAUAUUAUCUACACACUGCUGCCGGUCAGAAUGAGAGCUGCUGUGGUUAGUGGAGCUGUGCUGUCCACCAUACACAUAGUGACCGCCUGGCAGCUCAACCAAGAUUACAAGUUCAUUUUCAAACAGAUCAGUGCCAAUGUGCUGAUCUUCCUGUGCACUAACAUGAUUGGGAUCUGUACACACUACCCUGCUGAGGUCUCCCAAAGACAAGCCUUCCAGGAGACGAGAGGAUAUAUCCAGGCCAGACUGCACCUGCAGAGGGAAAACCAGCAGCAGGAGCGCCUACUGCUGUCAGUGCUGCCAAGGCACGUUGCCAUGGAGAUGAAGGCUGAUAUCAAUGCCAAGAAGGAAGAUAUGAUGUUCCACAAGAUCUACAUCCAAAAACACGACAAUGUUAGCAUACUGUUUGCAGACAUCGAGGGCUUCACCAGCCUGGCGUCUCAGUGCACAGCCCAGGAGCUGGUCAUGACGCUGAACGAGCUGUUUGCUCGCUUUGACAAGCUGGCCUCGGAGAACCACUGCCUGCGUAUUAAAAUUCUAGGGGACUGUUACUACUGUGUGUCAGGGCUGCCUGAGCCCCGGGCUGACCACGCCCACUGCUGUGUGGAAAUGGGAGUAGACAUGAUUGAGGCCAUCUCGCUGGUGAGAGAGGUGACGGGUGUUAAUGUGAACAUGCGGGUAGGCAUCCACAGCGGGCGCGUUCACUGCGGGGUGCUGGGCCUGCGCAAGUGGCAGUUUGAUGUGUGGUCCAACGACGUGACGCUCGCCAACCAAAUGGAGGCCGGGGGGAAGGCUGGGCGUAUCCACAUCACCAAAGCCACACUGCAGUAUCUAAACGGGGACUACGAGGUGGAGCCGGGAUUUGGAGGAGAGAGGAAUGCUUACCUGAAGGAGCACAACAUUGAAACCUUCUUGGUGCUGGGCUGCAGCCAGAAGAGGAAAGAGGAGAAAGCCAUGAUGGCCAAGAUGCAGCGAGCACGUGCAAAUUCUGCAGAGGGAUUGAUGCCACGCUGGGUGCCUGACAGAUCCUUCUCCAGAACCAAGGAGUCCAAAGUCUUUAGGCAGAUGGGCAUUGAUGAAGCAUCCAGCAAAGACAACCGCUGCGCUCAGGAGGCCCUGAACCCUGAGGAUGAGGUGGAUGAGUUUCUUGGACGGGCCAUCGACGCACGCAGCAUCGACCAGCUGAGGAAGGAUCACGUCAAGAAGUUUCUACUCACCUUUCAGACCCCCGACCUUGAGAAAAAGUACUCCAAAAAGGUUGAUGAUCGUUUUGGGGGAUAUGUGGCCUGCACGCUCCUUGUUUUCUGUUUUAUCUGUUUCAUUCAGAUUAUCAUUUUCCCAAAAACAACACUUAUGCUUGGUCUUUACAUCAGCGUCUUCAUCAUCCUCGUCAACAUCCUCUUCAUCUGUGCCAUCUACUCCUGCAACAAACUCUUCCCAGCUGCCUUGCAGACUGUAACCAAGAAAAUAGUCCAGUCUCGUGCAAACAGCACACUGGUGGGCGUCUUCACCAUCCUCCUCCUCUUCAUUUCUUCCUUUGCUAACAUGUUUACCUGCAGCAGAGAGAAACUGCAGGACUGUGUGGCCAGUGAGCUGAACAUAUCAGUGACUCUCUGCCUGCUGCACAACCUGACCAAGACAGCAGAGGACGGUUUGACUCUGUGUUCCAGCCAGGCCAUGCCCUGCCAUUUCCCCGAGUAUUUCAGCUACAGCGUACUGCUGACCCUGCUGGCCUGCUCCGUGUUCCUCCACAUCAGCAGCAUAGGGAAGCUGGCUCUGAUGCUGCUCAUCCAGCUCACUUUCCUCCUGCUGGUGGAGUGGCCUCAGGUGGCCCUGUUUGACAACGCAGACCUGCUGGUCAUUGCCAACACCCUGCAAUUAUCACCUGUUAAUGAUUCUCUACAACAGCCUGGUUUAAAUGAAACUGCAGAACAGUGCCUGGAGAGUGUGACCAAGGUAUCCUUAAAGGUCAUGACCCCUGUAAUCCUGACGGUGUUUGUUCUGGCUCUCUACUUGCAUGGCCAGCAGGUGGAGUCCACCGCACGCCUUGACUUCCUCUGGAAGCUGCAGGCCACAGAGGAGAAGGAAGAGAUGGAGGAGUUGCAGGCGUACAACCGCCGCCUGCUCCACAACAUCCUGCCCAAGGACGUAGCCGCCCACUUUCUUGCACGGGAGCGUCGGAAUGACGAGUUGUACUACCAGUCAUGUGAGUGUGUUGCUGUCAUGUUUGCCUCCAUCAGCAACUUUUCUGAGUUUUACGUGGAGCUGGAGGCUAACAACGAGGGAGUGGAGUGUCUCAGGCUGCUCAACGAGAUCAUCGCCGAUUUUGACGAGAUCAUCAGUGAGGACAGGUUCCGUCAGCUGGAGAAAAUCAAGACCAUUGGCUCCACCUACAUGGCAGCCUCUGGCCUCAAUGACUCCACCUACGACAAAGAGGGCCGUUCACACAUCCUGGCUUUGGCCGACUACGCCAUGAGGCUUAGGGAGCAGAUGAAAUACAUCAAUGAGCACUCUUUUAACAACUUCCAGAUGAAGAUAGGAUUGAACAUGGGGCCAGUGGUAGCAGGGGUGAUUGGAGCCAGGAAACCCCAGUAUGAUAUCUGGGGAAACACAGUCAAUGUGGCCAGCAGGAUGGACAGCACAGGAGUACCAGACUGCAUCCAGGUGACCACAGACCUAUACCACGUGCUGGUCAACAACGGAUACCAGCUGGACUGUAGAGGUGUUGUAAAGGUGAAGGGGAAGGGGGAGAUGACCACUUACUUCCUCACCAGCGGUCCCCCGGGCAGUUAACAACAGAGAGGCCGACCGCAGCAUGACUCCCACUGCACUGACAAGGCGGAGACUGCUGAGAGACUGAGUGGUCAGCUCAGCAAUGAGCACCGAGGCACGGUGCGGACACACUGGGGACAGGAGACGGCCAACAGAGACGAGCACGGCCUGUCUGUAUGUUGUCACAUACUCAGAAGCACACAUGUAAGACAUUGUUCAUGUCUGAAGGCUUUUUCCCAAGCUGCUCGAGAGAUCACGAAGCCCAGUUGCCUUAGAACGGAAGUGGCUAUGCUUGUGUUUAUGAGCAAUAGUACAAGUAUUUCAUCUGGAGUCGUUAUUUAUUUUCGUGUGGAUGGAUUUUUGUGAUGACGUUGUACAAUAAAGAAAAGCUCCAUAUAUAUAUAUAUAUAUAUAUAUAUAUAUAUAUAUAUAUAUAUACAAAACUAUGUUGCUUAAGAGAAAAUAUGCAAGGACAACAUGAAGGAUGAAAAUGACCAAAGAACAAAUGUUUGAUAUGAAAUACACACUAAUGAUUCUGUUCAAAAGUACAGUAACCUUAAGUAAUUUAUUAAUCUUUUGACAGCAAAGGCCACGGCAACGUCACUGUCAUUGAUAGCGACAAACACGUUUUUUGUUGUGGACUUAUUCACGGAGAACACACACACACACACACACACACACACACGCACAGAUAGAAAACACUCACAAUAACCUUGGCUUGGACUUCUGUGUUUCUUAUCAGGGCCUUCUUUGUUUCUUCCAGCCUGUGAUUAGCUACAGUCUGGACACAAUGCUGUUUGUGGUUCACUGAAAUGUAUGAUUGAUUAUUUGCUCCCUGCAAUUUAUUUUUGGUUCAAGCCAAAAACGAGAAGUAUGGAAUGAAGGAAGUUGCAUUAGUAUCACGGUACUGAAGAGAGAUUGUUAAACUGUUAUGAAACAUUUUAUAUAAGUGUGUGUGAAUACCGUAUGAAUGGGUGUUUGGGUUUGAGCACACGUAGCUGAAUGCUGAUCUUUAUCUAUAAAGGGGCAUACUGUAACUUUUCACUGUGAGGUUUUUAUGAUACUGUAUGACAAUGCUUUCUUGCCAAACUGGUUGCUGCAAGGCAUGUUUUAUAUUUUUCUUCUGAGUUGUGUGCCCAUUCCUGAUUUCUCGUGUCAAAAUGAUAAUUUGAAGAGAAUUAUGGCUACUGCGCCUUUUAGUGGACUGUGAUUUUGGCUGAUUUCAUUCCAACCUACAUAAGCAAAAGCCUACAAAACGUAUAUUUUGGAUUGUGUUACAACGUGUGAACAGGAAAUGGUCCUGAGAGCUUCAGGAUUAACUGUAUGCAGAAAUUCUCUGUCUGCUCACAAGUAUUGCCUUGAGAUUAUGCAGUUCCAAGGUCCGCAUACUUCAUGGACCAAUAUUCACAACUUUACACAACAGUAUUUGAUCCUAUCUAGUUGUAUUAGACACAUGGAGGCUUGAAACCCCCCCAAAAUUGGUAGUCUGAAACAAUAAUCAUAUGAAUGUAUGUAAUACUGAAUAUUUUUGUUCACAGUGAAACUACUACUGAAGAAAAACACUCUUUACAUUGCCUUUGGUACUGAGGAACUUAAUCAUUGUACUAGAGGCCAAAUUGAUUGGACUUCAUGUUUGCUGAAAAGUGAAGGUGUAUUUUACAUUUAGAUGAGCUUUACACCUGGUGUUCAUAUGCUCACUUUUCUGUCUGAGCCUAAACAUGCUGCCUUCAUAGGCUAUAAAAAAUAUCCUCACUUUUGCUUAUCCCUCUCUGUCCUUAAAAUGAAAGGUCAACUAAACACUCUUGUAUUUUCCUAUAGAAAGUGGCAGAGUUUAAGAAAUAGUACAAUGACUGAUUUGAUUCAUUUCCUCUUGGAUAAGAAAUUAAUAAAUGGCUGUUUUUGCAUUGA